Molecule: messenger RNA, 2088 nt
Organism: Stomoxys calcitrans (stable fly)
Lineage: Eukaryota; Metazoa; Arthropoda; Insecta; Diptera; Muscidae
Gene: Chi
Product: LIM domain-binding protein 2
Exons: 2
Coding region: 126-1859 (577 amino acids)
Biological process (GO): negative regulation of transcription by RNA polymerase II; positive regulation of transcription by RNA polymerase II; nervous system development
Cellular component (GO): transcription regulator complex; nucleus
Molecular function (GO): LIM domain binding
Source: RefSeq, a predicted model, not a curated record
GUUGACAUCACUGUUUAAUACUUUUUGACGUACAAAUUGUCUGUCUAUACGUAUAUACGCGUCUUCUAUAUUGGAAAAAUAUAUUAAGAGUGAGAAAUUAAAGGAAAGAAAUGAACUGUUGAGUUAUGAAUCGCAGAGGAAUCAAUACAAAUACAAAUUUAAAUUCACAAUCAGUCAUGGAUGAUGCCAGUUGGAAAAAUGUUAACGUGCCCGAAAACCCUUCAAUGAUGGGUGGCGGAGGCAAUAACCCGUCUUUAAAUCCAGAUGGAUCCAAUCAGGGAGGAUUUGCUCAAGGCAAUAUGCCUUACGGGGGUUCAAAUACUCCCUAUUCUCAAGGUGGGCAGAAUUCACCAGCAGGUAAUCAGGGGCUGGUGUUUCCAAACGCGAAUCCAACAGGAUCAAAUACACCACAGUAUACAUCAUCACCAGCACCAUCGGGCUCGUCGACACCCGGACCUGUGUCACAGCAAAAUAUGUCUGGCCCUUACCCGCAGCCAUCGAAUUCGGGAAAUUUUAAUGGUCCUGUAGGUGGACCCUUUGGAUCUCCCUCAUCCGGGAUGGGGCAGUUUAGUCGUCCCGCUAGUUCUGGCACGCCUUUUAACAGUCAAGGUGGUCAUUUCCCCGGGCAAGCUGUAUUUAACGUAGGCGGUCAGUUUAAUUCAAUGCCUCCUGCUUCUGGAUUCGGUCAUGGUGGUGGUCAUCCUAUGAUGGGAGGACCACAGAUGGACCGUAUUGACCCCGGAUAUAGACGACACAAUUCUUAUUUUAGCCAUACCGAACAUCGUGUGUUUGAAAUGAACAAACGGCUACAGCAAAGAACUGAGGAAAGUGAUAAUUGUUGGUGGGACUCGUUCACCACAGAGUUUUUCGAGGAUGAUGCAAAAUUAACAGUUCUGUUCUGCUUGGAGGAUGGACCCAAACGUUAUACGAUUGGACGCACAUUAAUACCGAGAUUUUUUCGCAGCAUCUAUGAGGGAGGAGUAUCCGAUUUGUAUUUCCAACUCAAACAUGCCAAGGAAUCAUUUCACAAUACAUCAAUCACAUUAGAUUGUGACCAGUGCACAGUUAUUACCCAACAUGGUAAACCAUUCUUUACCAAAGUAUGCGCCGACGCUCGACUUAUUUUGGAAUUUAUCUAUGACGAUUAUAUGCGGAUAAAGUCAUGGCACAUGACAAUCAAAGGGCAUAGAGAACUUAUACCCAGAUCUGUUAUUGGGACAUCUUUACCAUCAGAUCCUAUGAUUCUCGAACAAAUUACCAAAAAUAUCACAAGGGCUGGCAUCACAAACUCUACAUUGAACUAUUUGCGACUUUGUGUUAUACUGGAACCUAUGCAGGAGUUAAUGUCACGACACAAAGCAUAUGCAUUAAGCCCUCGUGAUUGUUUAAAGACGACCCUUUUUCAGAAGUGGCAAAGGAUGGUCGCACCCCCUGGGAAAAAAGACCCGCAGAGGCCGGCCAACAAAAGGCGCAAAAGAAAGGGGUCAAACUCGGGCGGGGGCGCAAACGCAAACACCCCACCCGUGAGUAAUCAGAAGCGCUCCCCGUCCGGUCACAACUUUUCAUUAUCUUCACAAGACGUUAUGGUUGUUGGCGAGCCCACUUUAAUGGGCGGUGAAUUUGGCGAAGAAGAUGAACGUUUAAUAACGCGUUUGGAAAACACCCAAUAUGAUGGUUCCAAUGCAAUGGAUCACGAGAAUCAUACCGGUUUUGGUCAUUCGGAUUCUCCAAUAUCUGGUGCAAAUCCUUGGAACAUGGAUAGAUCAGGUGCAAUACCAGCUAGUCCCGGGAGUGGGUCAGUACAGAACAAUGCAAAUAUGGCCGACAUAGAUAAAAAGAGCCCGAUAGUGUCGCAGUAAAAGAAUAUAAUUAUAUAUAUAUUUUUUUUUUUUGAAAAACUAGCGUAGUGUAUAUUACAUUAAGUUAACGUUUUUAUUUUGACAUAAAAAAUUAAUUAUUGAUUAGAGCAAAGUAAUUAAUAUGGAUAAAGUAUUUCUCAUUAACUGCCGCCCCCAUAUACCCUACCUAAUGUAUGUAAGGCAGUACCAUUUAUUAUUAAUCGUAUAAAAUAAAAGACCAAUGACAAAA